Messenger RNA from Hydra vulgaris (swiftwater hydra), 2819 nucleotides. Its product is annotated as SNF-related serine/threonine-protein kinase. Gene Ontology annotation, biological process: protein phosphorylation; intracellular signal transduction. Gene Ontology annotation, molecular function: protein serine/threonine kinase activity; ATP binding. Gene Ontology annotation, cellular component: cytoplasm. The record is from RefSeq and is a predicted model, not a curated record. NCBI's taxonomy places the organism in Eukaryota, Metazoa, Cnidaria, Hydrozoa, Anthoathecata, Hydridae.
AGCUUUAGAUGUCAAUAUAUUUACUUAUAGUUAUCGUUUAUAAUAGAUUGGAACAAUAAAGCGAUAUUAAUACAUUUUAAUUUACAAUUAACUAGCUAUCUUUUUUCUUUCUACACGAUGCAGUAUAAUUUUAAUGUUUUAAGUGCUAUACGAUUUAACAUUUUAUAACUUAUAUUCACAACAUAAAUUGCUAAAGUAAGCUUGUUUAAAUUCAAAAAAUGAUUUAGCUCUAUCAUAAACAUUUAAAGGUUGUAGUGAACUAAUUGGAUAUUUAAAAAAAUGGAACCUCAAGCUGAUCGUAUGAUAAGAGCUAAACCCGAUAAGAAUAUUGCUGGCCUCUAUGACAUGGAACGUUCAUUAGGAUCUGGACAUUUUGCAGUAGUAAAGUUAGCAAGACAUGUUUUCACAGGUGAAAAGGUGGCGGUUAAAGUAAUAGACAAAAGCAAGCUUGAUGGUGUUGCUAAAUCUCAUCUUUAUCAAGAAGUUAGAUGUAUGAAGCUAGUACAACAUCCUAAUAUAGUUAGACUUUAUGAAGUAAUUGAUACCCAAACAAAAUUGUACCUUAUUUUGGAAUAUGGGGAUGGUGGUGACAUGUAUGAUCAUAUCAUGAGAUAUGAAGGGCAAGGAAUAAGCGAAGCAAAAGCAUGUCAUUAUUUUAGACAAAUAUUAAGUGCUAUAGAUUAUUGUCAUAAACUGCAUGUUGUUCAUCGAGAUUUAAAGCCUGAAAAUGUAAUUUUUUUCAAGUCUCAAGACAUAGCCAAAUUAACAGAUUUUGGUUUUUCAAACAGUUUUAUGCCUGGUGAAAAGUUAUAUACUUCAUGUGGAUCACUUGCAUAUUCUGCCCCUGAAAUAUUACUUGGGGACUCUUAUGAUGCACCUGCUGUUGAUGUAUGGUCAUUGGGAGUCAUACUGUAUAUGAUGGUUUGUGGUAAAGGUCCUUUUAACCAUGCAAAUGAUUCUGAAACACUUACAAUGAUAAUGGAUUGUCGCUAUGAUUUGCCAUCUACUUUAUCUUCACGCUGCAAAAGCUUAAUUUCUCGAAUGCUCGUACGACAGCCAUCAAGCAGAGCUUCCAUUGCAAAUAUUCUUGAUGACCCUUGGCUUAGUGAGAGUUCAUUACCAAAAAUGAUGACAAGAAAACCACUUAUAUCAGAGGUCAAUAUACCCAGUGAGAUACAUUCAAUAGUACUGAAAAAAAUGGAAAAUGGGAAUAUUUCAACCAGAGAGCAAAUAGAAAAAUCUUUACGAGAAAAAGCUUACAAUCAUAUUGCUGCAACAUAUUUUCUGCUUGCAGAGCGUGCUUUAAAGAAAAUUUAUGUUGGUGCAUUUCAUGUAAAAAAUGAAGGUUAUAAUAUGUUUUCAAGCUCUAUUGCCAGAUCUACAAGCCAAGUUGAUUGUCCGACUGAAAUAACUCAAGAUGAUUCUAUAGAAGUAAUCAACUAUCCAAUUACAAACGAUCUUACUAGGGAGCAUUCACAAUCGGAUGAAUGUUUGGUAAGUGAAUCUUCUCAUGAUGACGAGUUUCAAAUAAAGCCACUUCAGCCUCGAACACAGCGACUUACUUAUCCAAGUUCAAUCUAUACAAAACAGAACACUAAAAGCUCAUCCAAUCUUUUAAAUGAGAUAUCUGAAGAACAUCAUUCUGCUGACGAAAGUCCACGAUCUUCACCUCUGCAACGCCGAGCUUCUCAAAGGCGUAGGCAAUACCAUGCUUGUCGAUUGUCACCCAUUCAUAGUAGGCGAUCGAGCUGCAGCAGCUCUGAUGAUGAAGAGUUGCAUUUGCUAACAGAGAGAAGGAGAAGAUCUGGAUUAGGUUUGCAGACACUGCAGACCAGUUUUCAAUCAUUAAAUACAUUUACUCAGAAUACUUCUGGAAAUUGUAUAGGUAAACAAAAUUUUAUCUGUUCCCAACAAAUGGAUAAAAAAACGGACUUAGAAAAUUUCUUUUUAUCGUCUUUAAACUCAAACUUAUCAAAACAACGUACAUCAUACGGGCGCUACUUAAGUGAUACCAAUCUAACAUCUCGUUAUCUUCAGCUACAUUUAGCAAUAUUAAACAAAAAAAAAGAUAAAAUGGUAAAAAGUUCUAGUGACACCAAUCUUUCAUCAACUGUGCUGCAAGAUCCACACAACAUAUUUCUUACUUCUCAAUUUAUUAAGAACAAGGAUUUAUUUCUUAAAGGAAUAAAAAGAAGCAGUAUUAAUAGCUCCAGCUUUUCGUCUCCUAUUGAGGAAGAGCCUCCUAAUGAACUUUCGAAUUCCCACCCGUUGACUGAGGGUAACAUAUCGGAUAAAUCUCAUAAAUGUGCAUCCCUCAGCAAAUUGUCAGAGUCAAUAAAACGAAAUCGCAAGCAAUAUAGCGAUUCAGACCUGUCAAUAAAGAGUUGUGAUGCCGAAAUCCGUUUCUAUAUUGAAAACAUUAUUAAUACCGAUAGACUAUCAAAUUUGUCAAAAAUCGUUAGUGUGUACACAGGAGGUCUUUCUCAAAUCCUUUGAUCACACCUCUCAGCGUUUGGUGUUUCUUAGUUUAGCAUCGCACAUAAAUAUAUUUUUAAAUAACUUAUGAUGAAGUUUUUAGACGUUUGGAGUAAUUUACUUUUAAAGGUCGUUAACAACAACUUUAUGUUUACUCUUGUAUCUAAUGUCGUCAAUAGUUAAUUUUUGUCAUCCGUAAAGUUAAAUUAAAGUUGAAGCAAAGUAAACGAAUGAACUUAAUAAUUUAUUUGAAUUUCCUUUGGUAAUUUUGGAGUUUCCUUUGUUGCCUAUUCGGAGUUGUAAUUUGAUCUUAGUCUAAAAUAUUAAAUUUGUUUCCGUUUGUA